AUGCUGGCUCUAAGAUCUCUCGUACGCCACACGCCAUCAUCUUCUCGAUGGAUACAGCUCCGUUCGGUAUCUACCCUGGAAGGCCAUCCUCACGUGUAUACAUUCCCUUCUAAUGGAGCUUAUAUUCUGUCCUUGCUGCCUUCGGAACCAACAAACCCCGACCUGUCUAUCGGAGUAACCUCCAAACUGCCGCCUACCCCGGACUCGUUCAGAGAGAACCCGAAGUUCCUCACGAUCCUGCAAGAAGUACUCUCCGAGCAUGGGCACCAAGAUCCCGAUGCUGUCUCUCAGGCUCAGGUCAUGGCGUCUACCGCCGGUGCUAACCUGAGCUCGGGGGGUGUCCUAUUGACAGGGGCGCGCGCCAGAAGACGUCACGGCGAAGCAGAUUCAAGCGGCGGGGCUAGCGGCCAAGGUGGUGUCGGGUCUGCUGGGAGAGGAGGCUGGAUACACCUAUCUGAUAACAGAAGACCACCCGAGUAUGGACGGAUUGCAUGGCCUGAGGAUAUCUUCGGAAGUCUCGAGGUUGAUGGAGAAGGUAGCUUCGUGGGAGGCAAUGGGAAUUAUCAGCGUAGUGGCACCUACCGGGUUGUGACGCGAGACGGAUUCUUCGGUUUGAGCCCAUUUUUAAGAGAGAAGUUGGUUCAGAAAUUGCGCGAGAAGGAGAGUCAAUAG
Messenger RNA from Aspergillus tanneri, 672 nucleotides. RefSeq lists its product as uncharacterized. The coding region runs from base 1 to 672 and encodes 223 amino acids. The record is from RefSeq and is a predicted model, not a curated record. NCBI's taxonomy places the organism in Eukaryota, Fungi, Ascomycota, Eurotiomycetes, Eurotiales, Aspergillaceae. The transcript has 5 exons.